CCAUUCCAAGUCUCUCCGCAUCGAAAUAUUCUGUGGCAGGCCAACACCAAGAGUCUCCUCCGACUCCGACUGCAGAAGCGGCGAACAUGGCGGCCGCCGAUGACCGCGCGGCGGCGGCGGCGGCCCUGAAACCCUUCGAGGAGAGAGCUUCCGACGCCGAGGCACGGCUUGCAAAGCUGGAAGCUCUGCUGUUGAAGAAAGAUGGUCUGAGCAGCGGAUCCGAAACAAGUUCAUCUUCCAUGAAAGAUCUUCAGUCCAAGCUCGACGCGGUCAGUGCAGAAUGUCUGGCAGAGAAGGAGAAGAACAGGAAGCUAACCAUUGAGAAUGAGAAGCUCCAGUACCGUAUCUCCCAUCUUAUCCGGGCAAUGAAAGAGACUGAUUCGAGAUAGAAAGCCCUCUGAUAAGCUGGAUCUAAAAGCCAAUGUUAUUUGUUGCUCCGAGAGAGCGUGUGGUGAUCUCGCAGUCCUACGGCUGUCGUGUCGUGUGCUCUUGACAUUGUUCUUGAAGUUAAGCGUAAACUAUUGUUUUUGAGCUUGAUGAAUUGAUCUGGUGAAAGCUAAUGUAUUUAUCAGACCAACCAAAAAAUGUGACUAUGUUUUCGCAACAAUGCUAUAUGUACGACAUCUUCUCAUA
Molecule: messenger RNA, 633 nt
Organism: Brachypodium distachyon (stiff brome)
Lineage: Eukaryota; Viridiplantae; Streptophyta; Magnoliopsida; Poales; Poaceae
Exons: 4
Coding region: 87-389 (100 amino acids)
Source: RefSeq, a predicted model, not a curated record